Molecule: messenger RNA, 957 nt
Organism: Rhizoctonia solani
Lineage: Eukaryota; Fungi; Basidiomycota; Agaricomycetes; Cantharellales; Ceratobasidiaceae
Exons: 3
Coding region: 1-957 (318 amino acids)
Source: RefSeq, a predicted model, not a curated record
AUGAAGGUCACUGGCAUCAUAUCUGCCCUUGUUUUCGUCCCGCUUGCGUUGGCACAGGCCGCAGACCCGUCGUCUGCCCCAGUUUCAACCACUCCUGGACCGACCACCGCAUCCAGCUCAGCCUAUACCACACAAUCGAGUACCAAGUCCGGUUCUGCUCCCAGCACCAGCCCUACUGCUACCGGCUCGGUGGGGACCGACAUUUCGCAAGACUCGCUCACCGAAAGCUACUCCUCGGACUCUGCAAACCCGUUCAUUCCGGCCAGUAUCAGCACAACAUGCUCUGACUUCCUUACCCGCCUAAACUCGGAUGCCACUAUAUCCAAAUGUUUGGGAUCACUCACCACCGUACUCUCCGACUUUACUUCUGGCCCUGGUUCAGCCAGUGCGGUGCCCAAGGCCCUUGACGCCUUUUGUACUUCCAACUCGUGUGUCGAUUCGAAAAUACGCCCCAAACUGACCGAGUUCAAGGAUGCUUGCUCGGACGAACUCAUCGGGGCUAAUCCCAAUGACUUGGUGAUCAAGCAAUACGACAUCUGGUACUCCCUUAUUCCCUUCAAGUCAAGCAUCUGCGUCAAGGGCUCCUCCGAGUACUGCUUGCUGAACAUCUACGCUGGCACGGGCAGCUCUGGCACUCAGAGCACCGUAGCCGUCGAUCCGACCUAUCGUAUGCCGCCGGCCAUCUCGCGAGCACCGUCGGCAAGCGAGAUUCUUUCCGUGUACAGCGCCUUUGGAACAGCCGUGCCCAUGCUCUCGGAGCAGCCCAGAGCCCGCUUCUUGGCGGCCAGGCUGAACUUUGGCCGCGUUGGGGAGAAAUGUCCCGCCGGCUUUGCAGAGGAGAUUACCAAGAUGGCAGGCAUUGAUAUCACUGGAGAAACCGGUGGUGCUGCCACCAUGGCUGCCAGUUACUUCACCACCAUGGCUGCCGCUUUCGCUGCCGCAAUCGCUCUAUUCUAG